UUGGGGGCGCGCACACCGAUGACAAAAUGUGUGCUUCGAACCGCUAACGGCACAACCUGACCACUGGGGAGAGGGAAUUGUCUGAGCAACUGGAUAGAUUAAUUCUGGACCAGGUGAAGUGGUUUUAUUAAUAGGCUAGUACUACGCUAGAAGACUCCUUAGGGCGGAAGGUAUUCAUCCUCUUGUGAAGUUACUCUUCAGAUAGCCUUUUUAAUCAGGAAGAACAAAUCUUCGCGUUCAAAGGAAGUUAAAGAACACAGAUUUUUCAAAUGUCCAGCUCUGUCCUUUCUAAAUGCUGAGUGGGGACAUCGAGGACAUCCUCCACUAGGCUAUUUUCCGACGACUAGGCUACUGCGACGGGUAGGUGGAUCAAUGGCUUUAUUAUAAGUAUUUGUCCACAUUUACGUUGAGUGGGUUAAAAUACAUUUUUUUUAUUUUUCAAACACCAAGACUGGCUGCCUGGUGUUAUUUAAAGUACACCUAAUAGCAACUUUUGGACUUCCAUCAACCGUUUAUUUUUUAGACAAAUAUAGUGACAAUUGUGGUAAUUCAUGACGGAAACAAUGGCAUUGAGUGGUAACUGUAGGACUAACCCAACGUCCAAAGAACACGGAUUGGUUCAGAAUAGUUUCCCUGAUGUUGUUGAACUAAAUGUCGGGGGGCAGGUGUAUUACACGCGACAUGCAACUUUAGUAAGCACCCCGAAUUCGUUGCUGGGCAAAAUAUUCUCAUCCAAAAAAGAUGCUACUAACGACUUGGCGCGGGACCCUAAGGGACGCUAUUUUAUCGACAGAGAUGGAUUCUUAUUUCGAUACGUGUUGGACUACCUCAGAGACAAACAAGUUGUACUACCAGAUAAUUUUCCAGAGAAGGGGAGGCUUAGGAAAGAGGCGGAGUACUUCCAGUUGCCAGACUUGGUCAAACUGUUGACCCCUGACGAUUUAAAACACAGUCCAGACGAAUACUUCCACAGUGAUUUUGAAGAUGGUUCUCAAGGCAGCGACCACAAGAUGUGUCCGCCGUCCUCACUCGUCCCGGCGGACCGAAAAUGUGGUUUCAUUACAGUUGGUUACCGGGGCUCUUGCACGAUGGGCAGAGAGAGUCAAACCGACGCGAAAUUCAGAAGGGUCCCGCGGAUUUUGAUUUGUGGGAGAGUUGCACUUGCCAAGGAAGUUUUUGGCGAGACCCUGAACGAGAGUCGGGACCCGGACAGGACACCAGAUCGAUAUACUUCCCGGUUUUACCUGAAGUUCAAACACCUCGAGAGAUCCUUCGAUAUGUUGUCGGAGUGUGGUUUCCUGAUGGUGGCCUGCAAUUCUUCGGUCACAGCGUCCUCCGUAAACCAACACACGGAGGACAAGAUCUGGUCCAGUUACACUGAAUACAUCUUCUAUCGUGGCAGCUCUCGGUGGUCUUCCCCACCUUGCGACUGCUGCUGCAAGAACCACAAAGGUGAUGGUGAAAGCGGCACCUCCUUCAACGAGCUUUCCACGUCCAGCUCUGAGAGCCAGUCAGAGGCCAGCUCCCCUCAGGGCACCGUUAUCUGUGGCCCGGUCAACCGGCAGCCACACUCCCAUGUCCAGACUCUGGACCGCCCACUAAAGAAGGGCCCAGUGCAGAUGCUGCAGCAGUCUGAGCAGCGCAGGAAGAGUGACCUCCUUCGUACGCUAACCGCUAGCUCCCGAGACACCAGCACCUGUAAGAAAAGACCAGUCAAGGAGAAAAUGACCGUUGAGGAGGAGCUGGAAAAGUGCAUCCAGGACUUCCGUAAGAUCAAGAUCCCUGAACGCUUUCCAGAGAGGAAGUAUAAUUGGCAGGCAGAUCUGCUGAGGAAGUACCGCCUUUGAAAGGAACCCAGGCCAGCUACUGUUGGAGUCAUAGAGACUGCAAAAAAUGAAAACAAAUAAUCACACAAGAAUAAAACCAUGACUGUUUAGAUAACUGUAUGUUUGUAUGUAUGUAUGUAUGUAUGUAUGUAGGAUGUAUGCAUGUAUGUAUGUGG
Esox lucius (northern pike) is the source of this 2002-nucleotide messenger RNA. It is a transcript of the gene kctd16b, whose product is annotated as potassium channel tetramerization domain containing 16b. The record is from RefSeq and is a predicted model, not a curated record. The transcript has 3 exons. The coding region runs from base 552 to 1847 and encodes 431 amino acids. Gene Ontology annotation, cellular component: postsynaptic membrane; presynaptic membrane. NCBI's taxonomy places the organism in Eukaryota, Metazoa, Chordata, Actinopteri, Esociformes, Esocidae. Gene Ontology annotation, biological process: regulation of G protein-coupled receptor signaling pathway; protein homooligomerization. Gene Ontology annotation, molecular function: protein binding.